GGGGGCGGGAGCCGGCUCGGUAGCGGUGCGGGGCGCUGAGCGGCGCCGGAACGGGAACGUUCGGCUCGGCCGGGGCGGCGGGGCAUGAUCCCCGAGCCCAAGUAUGAUCGCUUUCGAGACGAGCCGCUGAGGGCCGCGGCCCGGCCACGCCAUCCUCCGGCCGCCCCGAUGCCGGCUCCGGCACCCGCGCAUCCCGGUGCGGCCCCGGGGCUGGCACAGCCGUGCCCCGCUGCGAGCGAGGAGCCGGAGGCGGGUACCACGUUCUGCAUGCUGCUGCCUCGGAUGCCCCAAUGGAAGUUCCCCGGUCCCGGUGGUUUCCUCAGCCGAAGCCCUUCGGGUUCCAGCAAGGAGCUCUCCUCGCCGGCCAAAGCGGGAGGAGCCGUGGAGUCCGGGGGGGCUACGUCCAGCCUGGCCGCCGUGCUCGGAGCCUGCGAGCCGGGUUGCUCGGCUCCGUGCUCGCUGCAGGUGAUGAGCCGGCUGCGCGGAGGGGCCGGGGCUGCCAGGAAAGCGGCGAGGGUGGAAGGAGCCCGACCGGCCGGGGAUGAGUGGAAUCGCAAGGGCAGCUUCAUCAACAAGCCGGCCCAGGGCUGGCUGCAUCCCGACGAGCGGGUGCUGGGUCCUGGCGUCUCCUACAUCGUCAGGUACAUGGGAUGCAUCGAGGUGCUGCGCUCCAUGAGAUCCCUCGACUUCAACACGCGGACACAGGUCACCAGAGAAGCCAUCAACAGACUGUACGAGGCAGUGCCGGGUGUGAAGGGCAUCUGGAAGAAAAAGGCUCCCAGCAAAGCCCUUUUCUCCAUCCUUGGGAAGAGCAACCUCCGCUUUGCAGGCAUGAGCAUCGCUGUCAACAUCUCCAUUGAUGGCCUGAACCUCAUGAUCCCUACCACGCGCCAGAUCAUCGCCAACCACCACAUGCAGUCCAUCUCCUUUGCCUCCGGUGGGGACAUGGACACCACGGACUAUGUCGCCUACGUCGCCAAGGACCCCAUCAACCAGAGAGCCUGCCACAUCCUGGAGUGCUGCGAUGGGCUGGCACAGAGCGUCAUCAACACGGUGGGACAGGCCUUUGAGCUGCGCUUCAAGCAAUACCUGCACAGCCCACCCAAGGCUGUUGUACCCCCAGACAGGGUGCUGGGGAUGGAGGAGUCAGCGUGGGGGGAGGAUGAUGAGGUGGCCGAGCACGAUUACUACAACAGCAUCCCAGGCAAGGAGCCACCCCCAGGGGGGCUGAUCGACUCCCGUCUCCAGCACAGUGCAUUCCCUGGCCGUAUACGUGUUCAGCCCUCUCACCAGGGUGGAUUAGCACUCAGACGAGAGCUGUCGAACCAACCAGGGCAGCCCUGGGACUCAGAGAACCAGGGCCAGUCCUGCGAUGGGUAUCUGCAGGCAGACGGGCACCCCCUGGUGCCACGGGACUACGAGGAGCACAUGUAUGUGAACACACAGAGCCUGGAAUCAGAUGCCACUCACGCAGCACCAGAGGAAAGCCCCAAAAAGGACCUUUUUGACAUGAGGCCUUUUGAAGAUGCCCUGAAGCUCCACAAGUGCAUUGCUGGGAGCAACGUCAGUCCCCCCAUCGAGGACCAGUGGCCGAGUCCCCCCACAAGGAAGGCUCCCAUAGCCCCCACUGAGGAGCAGUUGAGACGGGAGCCGUGGUACCACGGGAAGAUGAGCCGACGGGACGCCGAGAAGCUCCUGCAGAUGGAUGGGGACUUCCUGGUGAGGGACAGCAUCACCAACCCAGGGCAGUAUGUUCUGACAGGCAUGCACAGCGGGCAGCCCAAGCACCUACUGCUGGUGGAUCCCGAGGGAGUGGUGAGGACCAAGGAUGUGCUCUUUGAGAGCAUCAGCCACCUCAUCAGCCACCACCGGCAGAAUGAGCAGCCCAUCGUGGCCGCAGAGAGUGAGCUGCACCUCCGCCAGGUUGUCCAGAGGAAGCAGUGAUGCCAGGGGGUACGUGAGCCCCCACCCCACUCCCCUGGCACCUUAGGCAAAGCCAGGGCUCCUCUGCACUCCCCUCCUCUGUUAGUGCCUGUCUUCUGGAGACAGUCAAAGGGCCCCAGGGUCAGCAUCCCUGUCCCACACCCCAGCAGGGCCUCAUGGUCCCCAACCCUAUAGGGCUGUGCUGUCCCUCUCUUGUCCCCACACCCACACUGCCUUCUCUCCAUUGUCCACGUGGGGCCCCUUGCCCAGAAUGACACACAGAUUAUUCCAUGUGCACUGGCAAAAUGCUGCCUGGGAUGAGGGAUAUCUGGGACAAUGUGGGAAUGUGCUGGGGGUGAAGCAUCCUGUGCUGCCACUGGGGCUGUCCUGCACCCUCUGCCCUGGACACUGCUGUUCCCAUACCCAGUGCUGCUGCUGCUGCAUCCUUGCACAAGAGACAUGGAGCCAAGGGGAGGGGGCAGUGGCAGGAGCAUCAUCCCAGGGCUCAUAGGGUGGGAUAGGUUGAGCAGCGUGCAUGUGUACAUGUGUGUGUGCAUGUGCAAGUAUGUGAGGGGCUGCUGGGGCUCCAGCCCCCACCCACUGAGCUGUGCCUCUCAGCCAGCACUACUGCUCAGGACCCAACUCCUGUCUCAGUCCUCACUCCCUGCAAGGACAUUUGGGGCCCUCCCAUCCAUGGGGACUGCAUCUCUGCUGGGGUUUUGCCUGGCAGGGCUGGGCACAAGCAUCUCUCAGAGCUGGUGCUGCUGGGUUUUCCCAUUGGUUGCAGAUUGCCAGCUGCCUUCUAUCCAUAAGCUCACAGAGCCCCUGGAGCCCCACAUGGCCCUGAAGAAGGGGCCAGGAUGGAGUCUCUAUGGGGAUGACACAGGGCUGCUGUGAGCCUGCAAGACUGGGGCUGUCAAGGGGAGAAGCAUCCCCAGCCCUGAGCCCCCACCCAGCUGGAGCAUUGGAAGGUUUUUAUGACAUUCACCAUCCCGUCUCUCGUCACUCGGCACGGGUUCAUUGUUUCGAUUACAUUUCUAAUUAAACCUGGAAAUGAGUAA
Messenger RNA from Coturnix japonica (Japanese quail), 2984 nucleotides. RefSeq names its product SHC adaptor protein 2 (gene SHC2). Gene Ontology annotation, cellular component: plasma membrane. Gene Ontology annotation, biological process: cell surface receptor protein tyrosine kinase signaling pathway; intracellular signal transduction. NCBI's taxonomy places the organism in Eukaryota, Metazoa, Chordata, Aves, Galliformes, Phasianidae. The record is from RefSeq and is a predicted model, not a curated record. Gene Ontology annotation, molecular function: receptor tyrosine kinase binding.